AUGGACCUGUCGUGGGAUGGGAUGGGAAGAGGAGGCUGGCUGCUGUGGGCCGGCGGGGUGUUGGCGAGCCUGGCGGGCGCGGCGCUCUUCAUGCGCGACCUGUGGCGGACUGCGAGCGAGACGCCCACGGCCACGUCGGUGGCCACCACGCACCACCCGCUGUCCUCCGUGCCGUUCCCCGCCGUCACCGUCUGCCCCAUCAACAGGGUCCAGGCCGCCGCCGCCGCCCGCUUCUACUCCUCCUCGGGCUUAGAGUCAGCGGGCCUCAGCAAACAGGCGUACAAUCAGUUCCUCUUCAAUAUGGUAGACAUGGCACUGCCAGAGGAAUCCACAUCCGUGUCUGAGGACGCCAUAGCGGUGCAGACCUUCCUUAUGGCCAAAAACUACACGCUGGGGAGCGUAAUGAAGCAGGUUACUCAACCAUGUGAAGAAAUGGCCCUCCAAUGUCGCUGGAGGGGGAAGUCCUGCAAAUGCAAGGAGCUGUUCAGACGCCAGAAAACUGACGCCGGAUACUGCUGCUCUUUCAACUACGAGAGCGUACGCACGAACGCUGCCGGCCUGCUGUCGGGGGUGACGGUGCUGCUGGACCCCCAGCUGGAGGACUAUCAGGCGGCCACCUUCUCCUUCUACGGCUUCCAGGUGCUGGUGCACUCGCCGGUCGAGUUCCCCGACGUCAUCGCCAGGGGACACAUCGUGAAGCCCGCGUCGGAGGCGUUCCUCCAGGUGACGGCAGAGCAGACGAUGAGCACGGACGCGGUGCGCCGGCUGUCGCUGCAGCAGCGCCAGUGCCUGUACCCCAACGAGGGCGGCUACGCCACGGCGAGGAUCGACUACUCGCGCUCCAACUGCCUCACUGCCUGCCGCGCCAGACACAUGAUGCGCCGUUGCCGCUGCGUCCCCUACUUCUACCCGUCCGUCCUCAGUCCAGGAAGAGAGUGCGCCUUGGCGGAUCUUCCGUGUCUUGCUAACAACAGUUGGUUCUUCAGCAGCUUCAAACCAGACAGUGGGGAAGUGUCUGGAGAUGAAUCAGGCAUGUCCUGCGAAUGCUACCCUGGUUGCUUCGACAUCGCUUAUUACCUCAGUGCUACGUCGGGAUGGCUCUUCCAGUCCCAGUACGACACCACCAAGUUCUUGUAA
Schistocerca serialis cubense is the source of this 1137-nucleotide messenger RNA. Its product is annotated as sodium channel protein Nach-like. Bases 1 to 1137 code for a protein of 378 amino acids. The record is from RefSeq and is a predicted model, not a curated record. NCBI's taxonomy places the organism in Eukaryota, Metazoa, Arthropoda, Insecta, Orthoptera, Acrididae. Gene Ontology annotation, molecular function: ligand-gated sodium channel activity. Gene Ontology annotation, biological process: sodium ion transmembrane transport. The transcript has 8 exons. Gene Ontology annotation, cellular component: membrane.